AUGCUAGCGGCCCGGGAGUACUUGUGUUGCCUCCUCUUCGCGCUCUUCUUGGCCCCGCUGCCCGGCGAUUCGGCCGCCUGCACUUCGGGCAACCUCUUGGACUCCACCGCAAUGUCCGCGUCGCAGCCUGGCGUUUCAGUCCCCAGCCUGCCCAUCAUGAUCAAGGCCCUCGAUUCACUGACCAUCAGCUUCAUCCACGUCUUUGUCAUCGACAACGACCAGUCCGCUGUGCCGGGUGUGGCCUCGCUCCACGAUGACGCUAACGGCAAGCCGUCGGGGACGCCCUUCUACUCCUCCACCAACGGCCGGGCGGUGAGCGCCACCGAGUACCAGAUCGACAUGGGCAACACCAACCUGAACCCCGGCGUCUACUGGCUGGUCUUCACCGCGGUCCAGCCGGGCGGCGUGAUGGCGGGCUGGACCUGGUCGGCCUGGGGCGGUGUCGCCAAGCGCCUCGUCAGUACCGACGAGGUCGCCAUCGGCAUCGGUGACGCCAUCGGCUUCGCCUUCGCGGACUGCCUGGCGGCCUUGACCAACGCCACGGCCGAGUUCGAGCAGAAGCAGGCCGCAUUCCAGCUUUCGGGCACUUUCGGGAACAAUGAUCGGUCACAGCACUUGGCAUCAUCAGUGCAGUCGCGACUAAGCAGCCUGCAUCUGGGCAACACCACGCUCCUUGCAGCCGACCUCUCUGAGAACAUGACCCGCGAGAUUGUCCCCGAUCAAGGAGAAGCAGCGCCCAGUACCUACAUCUACUCGGUCCGCCUCGACGACGGCACCCAACUGCACCAGUCCUUUGCCUUCUACAAGCGAGAAACCAACUCCACUUUCGCAGGCGUCGACUUUGCCAUUCCAGCCAACUCCGUCAAGUGGUCACUCAACUUCACUUCCAACUCCUCCUCGCUGGCUUCGCGCACCACCCAGCCGACCACCGUGCGCUACCGCCUCAACAGCGCCGGGCUUGCGCCUGCGUCGAACGCGCGCAUCGUCAGUCGCGCCAACACCCCCGCCGCGGGACUCACCACCUACUUCCUGCCUCUCAACUCCGACCCUGCACAGCCUAUCGUGGCGACGGUGGUGCUCUUCGACCUGGCCGUCGUGGACGGCGUGGUGACCACCAUCCGCCACAACAUCACCGGCACGAUGGCGGGUGAGUACGAGGUGGCGGUGGAGCUGCCGGCCUUCACAGCGUGGGUGCACUACGACCCCAGUGUGGGCAUGGGCGCGCUCCUGGGCUCCGAUGGCGGAGGAGGCGGCAGCGACAACACGGGCCUGAUCAUCGGCGUGGCCGUGGCCGUCCCGGUGGCUGUGGCGGUGGUCGUGGUAGCGAUUGCGGCCGGUGUGGCGUUCGCCUGGUACAAGCGGCGCUCGCUGUGGGUGGAGAGCACCGUCAACUUUUCCGACACAGUCCACGAACAACUUGAUGGCGCUGGUGAGUUGUGA
Molecule: messenger RNA, 1440 nt
Organism: Acanthamoeba castellanii str. Neff
Lineage: Eukaryota; Discosea; Longamoebia; Acanthamoebidae
Exons: 6
Coding region: 1-1440 (479 amino acids)
Source: RefSeq, a predicted model, not a curated record